This is a messenger RNA of Brachypodium distachyon (stiff brome), 1424 nucleotides long. Its product is annotated as BTB/POZ and MATH domain-containing protein 1. The record is from RefSeq and is a predicted model, not a curated record. The coding region runs from base 173 to 1267 and encodes 364 amino acids. Lineage: Eukaryota; Viridiplantae; Streptophyta; Magnoliopsida; Poales; Poaceae. Gene Ontology annotation, molecular function: protein binding. The transcript is spliced from 2 exons. Gene Ontology annotation, biological process: protein ubiquitination.
UAAGAAAGGAAAAGGUACACGGCUUAAUGGCCCGACCCAUUUACCUGCCAAGCGGCGGGAGUAGUAACCCGGACCCGUCGCCUCCUCCUGUUCUCAUCUCCGCCGCCGUCCCCGCCGAUCGGGGGUUCUCCCCUCCACGGCCAAGUUGUUCUGAUCUUGGUCGCGGAGAGCAAUGGGAUCCCAAUCCAAGAGGACGCUGUCGAGGUACAGCACCGUCACGGAGCAUGGCUCCCACACGUUCGAGAUCUCCGGGUACAGCCUCAAGAAGGGCAUCGGCGUCGGCGAGUUCAUCCAGUCGAGCACCUUCACCGUCGGCGGCUACGACUGGGUCAUCCGCGUCUACCCCGACGGGUCAUGCGACGCCGUCAAGGACUACGUGUCGGUCUAUCUCGAGAUCAUGAGCAGGAACACGGAGGCGAGGGCGUGCUGUAGCCUCAGGUUGAUUAACCAGGACACCGGAAAGCCAGUCAUCAUGUGGUCUGAAGAAACCCCCAAGGUGUUCAGGUCCUGCGACAGCAGUCGCUUUGGCCCCCAAAAUGGACAAUUCGUGCUGAGAAGUGUGCUGGAGGAGGAAUCAUUAGGCUACAUCAAGGAUGACUUUUUCCAGAUCGAGUGCGACAUUACUGUCAUCAAAGAUUCGUACGUGUACGAAUCCUCAGUGUGGUCUGAAAUCACUGUGCCACCAUCAGAUUUAUCCCAGCAUUUGGGCAAGCUAUUGUCAGACAAGAAGGAUACAGACGUGACUUUCAGUGUUGGAGGAGAGAAUUUUGUGGCGCACAAGAUCGUACUCGCUAUGCGGUCACCUGUCUUCAAGGCACAGCUGUAUGGUCAGAUGAAGGAGAGGAGGGCGCGGCGCAUAACUGUCGAAGACAUGCAGCCUGCUAUUUUCAGGGCCUUGCUGCAUUUCAUCUAUAACGAUUCGCUGUCUGCUGAUAUGGAUGAUCUUAAUGAUGAUGAAUACAGUGAAACCAUCCGGCAUUUGCUUGUUGCUGCAGAUAGAUAUGCCAUGGACAGGCUAAAGUUGAUGUGCCAAAGCAUCCUUUGUGACUAUAUUAACGUGGAGACCGUGGCAGCUACACUGGCUUUAGCUGAUCAGCAUAACUGUGACAAGCUCAAGGCUGUUUGCGUUGAAUUCCUUGAAUAUACUGCAUCCUCAGAGGGGAUGGAUGCUGUGGUGGCAACCCAAGGAUAUGCAGAUCUCAAAAGAACUUGCCCUUCUGUCUUAGUGGAUGUGUUUGAGAAGACAAGUAGGUCUCGCAAAGCAUAGAUGAGCAACUAAUCCAAGCCAACUCUGUUUGCUAGGUAGUUUUGUUGUUACAUUGUUAUGUUAAAUAGCCUACUUGCACCUAAAUAUUUAUUUCUGACUUUUGAGAAAACUUCUCUUAGAAUCAUGGAUAUAAUAUUUUAUCUCUUUCAUCCUGCUA